This is a messenger RNA of Cylicocyclus nassatus, 333 nucleotides long. Lineage: Eukaryota; Metazoa; Nematoda; Chromadorea; Rhabditida; Strongylidae. The record is from the annotation of a GenBank genome assembly.
AUGAUUUGGGCAGGAAUCUCAGCGAACGAUAAGACGCCGCUUGUUUUCAUGCCGAAAAAUGUCAACAUCAACACCACGGUGUACCAAGAGCAAGUUUUUAAAAAGUAUGUCUUCCCAUUUAAAAGAAGUCAUCCACAAAUGAUAUUCCAGCAAGACUGGGCACCAGCACAUUCAGCGAUUUCGACAUUGAGGGGAGGGAUAUCUGCGCUGUUGCGGUCCUCUGAAGUGGCUCUGAAUAGGAAAAAUGGGCCUGAAACCAAGAACUAUCCAGAACUAUCCACACUCACCAUAUCAAGCUCCGCCCACCCAGGCAAAUCAGAACGUCAUAACUGA